ACUCAUACACCGCGCGUACACGAUAAUAAUAAAUAAUAAUAUUUUUAUGCCGCGGUAAACACAUAGGUACGCCGGGAUCUUCUGUUGCAUGCAUACACACGUACACACACAGUACGAUAAUCCGUGCGCCGCCGUAUAUUGCGGGUGUGUGUGUGUGUAAUCACAGGAGCAGAAGAAGGAAAGUUUACCUUUUUUUUCCCUCUCACUAAAUUAAAUUAAUGACAUUUUUUUUUUUUUAUAAUCGCGUACCCAUCGUACGCCGAACCGAUUUCGUUAAACAAGCGUUAUAAGGUGUAUAAAAAAAAAUACCUAAAGAAAACCGUGCGGUCGUAUACGGUAAUUUUUUUUAUCAGAAAAAUAGUUAAAAACUAAUUGUAAGAUAGUAAAAAAAAAAACCAACAACAACGGCUACUACUAUUACUAUACUAUAACAGACUACUACCACCGCAAUAAUAAUAUAGAUUCCUCGUGUGUUCGCGUUAAUUAACCGUGCAGUUAUUUUUCGACUAGUUUUAAUUAUCUCGGCGCGGUGGGGGGAACAUCGGAAUGUUGUAGCAAUAUGGCGGCGGCCAUGAUAAUGGCACACUCGACAACGUUGACUCUUUGUUUUCGUUUCUGAUAUUGUAUGUGUUGUGUGUUUUUUAGUAAAAAAUUUUACCGUCCCGUACGUUGAUUACGUGUGUGCUGUGCGCUUAACCCUUGUGCUUUUUAUCAUACCCAAAAGAUCACGACGUUUAGUCUAAAUGUGCGAAAAGUGCCGCGUACUCUGCGUGCAUCCAAAGACUGUUGGUCGACAUCUCAGUAAACCGACCCCUGGAACUAACUCAACGACUAUGUGCCACCGGCUGUAAGGUGUUCAAAUUUAGCUUAAGUGAAACAGGGUAUAUUUAAAAGCUUAUAAGCCAAAAUCAACUACAUAUUGACCAUGUAAUUGAUCUUGUUCAUACAAUGAUGAAUAGUAUACUGUGUAAAGCAGUUCAAUGUGUAUGACCGCGUAGUCAGUGUGUCCUCGGCCCCCAGUUAGCUAUGGGCCGCCCGAGGAAGCCGUCGCCAGCAUGAACUCUGCGGCGCCUGCGUCGGGCAAACCAUCCACCCGAUCAUCGUCGUCAGGCUAUCACCAGAAAGCGUUAGCUGAAAUCCGUAAUUCAUUAUUGCCCUUUGCAAACAUCGGUGGCUGCGACAGCAGCGCGGCCAGCUGUGUGUCUAGCAUCUCAAGUGCUUCAGGAUCAGCUACCUCGGGCAUUGGAUCUGUAUCUGGCCUUAGCUCUGUCUCAAAUAACUGUGUUGACAAAGAGCUUAAUGCUCUACGACAGACACUAACCCAAUUAAUAGCCAUGGGAUAUACUGAAGAAGCAUCUUUAAGGGCACUUAAAGUAUCGGGAGGACGAUGUGAGGGUGCCUUAGAUUUUUUAGCCAAACAACAACAAUGUGAUUUGCAAAAUGGGUGUAGCAAAUCGUCAACAGGACUAUGCAGUAAUAGUAACAAAUUAAUCAGAAAGUCGAGCCUAGAAAGAAGUGGAGUUGGGCCGAGGAGCAGUCCCGGGCAAGAUAGUGGUGCAGGAAGCUCGAGGUCUGAUAGUCCUAGACAACCCGAUCUAGUCAUUCACUCUCAUCCUCCUUUGUCUCGCCAAUAUUCUCCCUCUGCAUACUCUGAAACCCCACCACCUCCUCCACCCAGGAAUAACAGUACGCCACCGCCUCCUCAUGUUCCCACACAUAUGCAGCAACUACUUAAACGCAUGUCUCCAGCCCCAGCAGUGCCUUCCCGACCGCCUGCCCCAACGCCAGGAACAUCAUCAUGCAAUUCUAAUCAAAGAGUUACAUCUCCUAUGGUGGUUCAGAAUGGUCCACAAGCUCAGCAACAGUUGUCUCAGCAAAUGCAAGCUUUGAGUAUGACUACUUCAGAACCUCCACCACCUUAUCCUCUAGUCGGCGCUCCCCCACCACCGCCUUCGUAUUCGGCUUCAAUACAAGAAUACAGAAAAUCGCCUUCGUCUGGGGUGUUUUCGUCUGCAGGGUCGUCUAGUCCCAUAUCUGGCUCUACAAAUGGUAGCGUGUCUUCAUUAACACGACCAACCCCACUGCAAGCUUGGGGUGCCCGACAAACCAAGACUCAGUCUCCCAUUAUAAUGCAGUCUGUACGAAGUACUUUGGUUCAAAAACCAGUACUUCAAACUGCUGUUGCACCUCAAGCUCCAGCGCCUACAUCUCCAUCUCCAGUUCCACCACCAUCUUACGCAUCAUCUAUUCAACAGAAACAGCAAGCUCAAAAAGUAGUCCAACAACCACAGCAAGCAUCAUUGUCGUCUUCCUCAUCAUCAGCCGUACCAACAACUGAACCACCUAGCUACGCAAGUACAAUGCAAGCUUUAGCUGCCCAAAGAGUUAUUACAAAUCCAUUGCCUCCUCCACCGCCAUAUGCUGAAGAACAUCCACACAGGAAACCCACACCCCCACUACCUCCCAUACCUUCAUCAUCUAUUGCUAAGAACAAAAUGAUGAAUUGCAACAACCAUCACCAUCACUUUAAUAACAAUAACGGACAUACAAAUGGACAUGACGAGGAAGAUGAUAAUCAGUCAAAAAUUGAUCAUCAGUCUCCAAUUCCCGAGCGUAAACACAUUAGUAAGGAAAAGGAGGAAGAAAGGCGGGAGUGCAAAGUAAAAAAUUAUUCUCCUCAGGCUUUCAAAUUCUUUAUGGAGCAACACGUAGAAAAUGUCAUAAAGUCACACAAACAAAGGGUGUUCAGGAGGGUUCAGUUAGAAACAGAAAUGGCUAAAAUCGGUUUAAGUGAAGAAGCUCAAUGCCAAAUGAGAAAAAUGUUGUCACAAAAAGAAUCAAAUUACAUUCGACUGAAAAGGGCAAAAAUGGAUAAAUCUAUGUUCACAAAAAUCAAACCCAUUGGUGUUGGUGCCUUUGGUGAAGUUACAUUAGUCAGAAAAAUUGAUACGAAUCAUUUAUAUGCCAUGAAAACUUUAAAGAAAGCUCAUGUGCUUAAACGCAAUCAAGUAGCACACGUAAAAGCUGAGAGGGAUAUACUUGCAGAGGCAGAUAAUGAAUGGGUUGUCAAGCUAUAUUACUCAUUUCAAGACAAAGACAACCUUUAUUUUGUUAUGGAUUACAUACCAGGUGGAGAUUUAAUGUCAUUGUUGAUUAAGUUGGGAAUAUUUGAAGAACAUUUGGCGAGGUUUUACAUUGCCGAAUUGACUUGUGCGGUAGAAAGUGUACAUAAAAUGGGUUUCAUUCAUAGAGACAUCAAGCCAGAUAACAUUUUGAUUGAUCGUGAUGGUCACAUUAAACUAACAGAUUUUGGUUUGUGCACAGGAUUUAGAUGGACCCAUAAUUCCAAGUAUUAUCAAGAUGGUGAACAUUGUAGACAAGACUCGAUGGGUGGUGAAGAGUGGGGUGUUAAUGGUGCGGAAUGUAGAUGUCACCAAUUAAAGCCUUUAGAGAGGCGACGCAGAAGAGAGCACCAAAGAUGCGAAGCUCAUUCAUUAGUAGGAACACCUAAUUACAUUGCUCCAGAAGUUUUGCUUCGUACUGGCUAUACACAAUUAUGCGAUUGGUGGAGUGUUGGUGUAAUACUCUAUGAAAUGUUGGUCGGAUCACCUCCGUUUCUCGCUAAUACUCCAGCAGAAACUCAGUACAAGGUUAUCAAUUGGGAAAACACACUUCAGGUGCCACCGUCAGCCAAUCUGUCGCAAGAGGGUGCUGAUCUAAUAUUAAAGUUAUGUACUUGUAAAGAACGACGUCUAGGGAAAAAUGCUGAUGAAGUUAAAGCUCAUCCAUUCUUUGCGGACUUAGAUUUUGAAAGAGGAAUGCGACGCCAUAAACCUCCUCAUGUACCUAGAAUACAGUUCUCCACCGACACGUCAAAUUUCGAUCCUAUUGAUCCAGAACGGCUUCAUAAUUCAGACUCGUCGGACUCUGAUAAUCGAAUAUCUGACUCGGAUGGCAAUCGGCCGUUCCACGGGUUCUUUGAAUUUACAUUCAGACGUUUUUUUGAUGACGGCGGCGGACCAUCGUUCCAUACUAGAAUAAGUUUAGAUGACAAUGAUGGACAGGGUGCUGUAUAUGUUUAAAUAAACCAAGGAAACGGUGCAAACUGCUCAAUUUAAAUUAUUACAUGAAAUUCGAGGAGCUAAUUGUUGAAAUUGACAAUCUUCAGUUAAGAGAUAUUUACGACCACAACUUCAAUAAAUAGUAGAAAUAAGGUGAUAACAUAAAAGAAGCGGACAAAAAAAGAAAUAAUAAAACUGACAAGAAAAUCGAACUACUGUUAAUUAUUUAGAAAUCAUUUCCAGCUUUUUUUUUGCAUCACAUUUCUUCUUUAGCAACAUCUCGAUAUGGGGCGUCGUGAUUCCUAUGAACAUAAGCCUAAUUAAGUUACCAAAAUGUUCUUCAUAUUCUAAUAUUUUUUUUUUUUAAAGCCGCUUUUGUAAUUUAUUACCCUUUUUCUUAGUCCUAACAUUUCUCCCCAUUUAUAUUUAUUUCUUUAAUACUGAACUGUAUAUUAAAAUUAACUAUUUAUAUAGAAUCGAUUAUGUUUCAACAACCAUCUUGCUAUUAUCUUUCAAUUGUUUCUCGUCCUCUUAGAACCAAAAACAAAAAAAAAAGGAACCAAUUUUCUAAUGAAACGGGCUGUGCAAAA
Adelges cooleyi (spruce gall adelgid) is the source of this 4651-nucleotide messenger RNA. RefSeq names its product serine/threonine-protein kinase Warts (gene wts). The transcript has 7 exons. Bases 1056 to 4082 code for a protein of 1008 amino acids. NCBI's taxonomy places the organism in Eukaryota, Metazoa, Arthropoda, Insecta, Hemiptera, Adelgidae. Gene Ontology annotation, biological process: hippo signaling; regulation of organ growth; positive regulation of apoptotic process. Gene Ontology annotation, molecular function: protein binding; protein serine/threonine kinase activity; ATP binding. The record is from RefSeq and is a predicted model, not a curated record.